AAUAUUCAAAUCGAUUCUAUACAAUUCCGCUUAGUUAACUUUAUAAAAUUCGAAGAUAGCCCCAAAAGUAACUCAAUAUACAAUAGGCUCCACUAGUGAAACACGGUACUAAUGUCGUUCUUAACGAGUUGACACGGUGAUGUUUCACACCGAUGUUAUAAGUUCCACGACUGAGAACCUUCCGUCUCUGAUUUCAAACUGUGUUACGGCGAAAAGCUUGAAGCAUGCCAAAGCCUUGCACUCUCAUCUCAUCAAAACCGCCCUUUUCUUUGACGCUUUUCUCGCCAAUGGACUCAUCGAUUUGUAUUCCAAAUGUGGCUGUGUAGAGAGUACCCACAAAGCCUUUGAUGAUCUUCCCAACAAGACAACACGUUCGUGGAACACGCUGCUCUCUUUUUACUGCAAAAAAGGAGUUUUCAAUGAAGCUCAUCAACUGUUUGAUAAAAUGCCGCAGAAAAACCUCGUCAGCUAUAACUCGUUUAUAUCCGGUUUAACACGUCAUGGGUCUUACGAAGAAGCGGUUAAACUCUUUAGGGUGAUGCAAAAGGGUUGUGGAGGUUUGAUGUUAGAUGGGUUCACGCUUGGUAGCAUAGUGGGUUGCUGUUCUUGUUUGGGUAAUGUUAAAUCGUUGCGACAGGUUCAUGGGGUGGCAGUUAUAGUUGGAUUUCACUCCAAUGUGAUUCUCAACAAUGCUUUGAUUGAUGCUUAUGGGAAAUGUGGGGAACCCGAUGCUUCGUUUCAUUUGUUUAGUUCAAUGUUGGAGAAAGAUGUUGUGUCUUGGACAUCAAUGGUUGCUGCAUAUACUCGAGCAUCCAGAAUAGACGAUGCGUGUAAGGUGUUUGAUGAAAUGCCAAUUAAGAACACGGUUUCUUGGACUGCUUUGGUCACGGGAUUUGCGAAAAAUGGACGUUGUUAUGAAGCUUUGGAAGCUUUUCGCGGAAUGAUUGAAGCAGGGGUAAUGCUCAGUGCACAAACUUUUGUAAGUGUUUUAGAUGCUUGUGCAAGUGAAGCUCUUAUAGGAAAAGGUAAACAGGUUCAUUGUCAAAUUAUCAGAGGAAGAAAUAGUGGCAAUUUGUUUAAUGUGUAUGUAAUUAAUGCUUUGAUUGACAUGUAUGCAAAGUGUGGAAAUAUGAAAUCAGCUGAAAAUUUGUUUGAGAUGAAGAUUCAUGUGAGGGAUGUAGUGUCUUGGAAUACAUUAAUAACCGGAUUUGCACAAAAUGGUUGUGGCGAAGAUUCGUUGGUUGUUUUUAGCAGGAUGAUAGAAGCCAACAUAGAACCAAAUCAUGUGACAUUUCUUGGAUUACUUUCUGCUUGCAACCAUGCAGGUUUAGUUAAUGAAGGGUUAGAGUUGCUCGAUUCAAUGGAAAGGCGAUACGGAGUAAAGGCACAAAGUGAUCAUUAUGCGUUAUUAAUUGAUUUGCUUGGAAGGAAAAACAGGCUUAAAGAAGCCAUGUGUUUGAUUGAGAAAGUGUCAUAUGGAACUAAGAAUCACAUUGCAAUGUGGGGUGCAUUGUUGGGUUCUUGUAGAGUUCAUGGAAACUUGGAACUUGCUAGAAAAGCUGCAGAAGCUUUGUUUGAGUUAGAACCUGAAAACACUGGUAGGUAUGUUAUGUUAUCCAACAUUUAUGCUGCUUCUGGUAGAUGGGGUGAUGCUAAUAAAAUUAGAAAUGUAAUGAAGGAGAAAGGCUUGAAGAAAGAACCAGCUUGUAGUUGGAUUGAGUUGAAGAAUUCAAAGCAUGAGUUUGUGGCUAAGGACAAGUCUCAUCCACAGAUUGAUGAGAUAUAUGAAGUAAACAGAAAAUUAGUUCAGCAUUUGAUGGAUGUUGGAUAUCAACCUUACCUUAGUUACCCUUCUCUUCUUGAUGAUGAGGAUGAUGAUUUUUACUUUAAUUAGCUAUUACAGAUGCAUUGAUAACGGCAAAGACUUAUUGCUCACAAAUUCCACAAAGAAAACGACAUUGACUUCAUUUUCCUAUGAUAAUAUGGACCUCACUUCCCUUUCUCUCCUACUCAAAACCACUUCUUCUCUUUUCACUCAUCUCUCAAACCAUGAGCUACUCAACCUUAAUCCAAACCAACUCUCCUAACAAUAAUGAAGGAGAAGAAGACAAAGACUUCUGUUUCUGGACUUCACCAUAUUCAGAAUCUUCAAGGAGCAAAGAUAUUUUACAAGGAAAGAAUGAACUUAUGGAGAUGAUGCAACACAUACCUGAGUCGAGCUUUGAACUCUCUUUCCAAGACAUGGUUGUCGAGCAGCAUCAAGCUCCAGAAGCUAAACCAGAACCAGAACAAGUGGAAAGUAAAGUUCAACAACCUCAACACAAAAAGAUGAAUGAGAAGAAGAAAA
Molecule: messenger RNA, 2347 nt
Organism: Lathyrus oleraceus (garden pea)
Lineage: Eukaryota; Viridiplantae; Streptophyta; Magnoliopsida; Fabales; Fabaceae
Product: pentatricopeptide repeat-containing protein At2g21090
Exons: 2
Coding region: 140-1894 (584 amino acids)
Biological process (GO): RNA modification
Molecular function (GO): protein binding; RNA binding
Source: RefSeq, a predicted model, not a curated record